AAGCUAUCGUUCGAACUGAAGACAGGGAUUUGUUCAAGCACGAGAUUUUAAAAAUUGGCGAGAGAGUUGCUGAAGGAAGUGCAGCAACAAAUAUUAUCGAUGCUGAAAAAGCUGCUGAAAAGUUAUCCAGUUCUUGUUCGUGCUGCUUAUGCUCUUGGUGGCCUAGGGUCUGGAUUUGCAACAAACAAAGAAGAAUUAAAUGUAAUUGCAAAACAAGCAUUUGCUCAUUCUAAUCAAGUACUUAUUGAUAAAAGUAUUCAAGGAUGGAAGGAGAUCGAAUAUGAAGUUGUUCGCGAUGCCUAUGACAAUUGCAUUUCUGUCUGCAACAUGGAAAAUAUUGAUCCAGUUGGGAUUCAUACGGGAGAGUCCAUUGUUGUCGCACCAUCACAAACGUUGAAUGAUCAUGAGUACUUUAUUUUGAGGGCAACUGCGUUGCGGGUAAUUCGUCAUUUUGGAAUUUAUUAUAUAAUCGAAGUGAAUGCUCGUUUGUCGCGUUCGUCUGCAUUAGCAAGUAAAGCCACUGGCUAUCCUCUCGCUUAUAUUGCUGCUAAAUUGGCACUUGGCGCAUCACUGCCAGAACUACAAAAUUCUGUUACUGGCGAAACUACAGCUUGUUUUGAGCCUUCUCUGGAUUAUUGUGUUGUAAAAGUUCCUCGAUGGGAUCUGGGAAAAUUUGCUCGUGUUAGUACGAAGAUAGGUAGUUCAAUGAAAUCUGUUGGGGAAGUUAUGGCUAUUGGGCGUUCCUUUGAAGAAGCACUUCAAAAGGCCCUCAGAAUGGUUAAUGAACAUUAUGAAGGGUUUUCUCCUUAUUUAUUCAAAAGAAAAGUUGAAAGAGCGGAUUUGCAAGAACCAACUGAUCUUCGAAUUUUUGCUUUAGCUAGAGCUCUUUUCUCUGAGGAAUUGAAAUGUGACGCUGGUCAGGAUUAUAUAGACUUUGUUUAUAAACUUUGCAAGAUCAAUAAAUGGUUUCUUCAUCGUAUGCGUAAUAUUGUUGAUAUGUACAAACGUUUAAAACAUCAUUGUUCGCAAUAUUGUUCGGAGAAAAUUAAAUAUAAUAAGCAUACUUUCCCUUCAUUGUUAAGAGAAGCUAAACAAAUUGGAUUUUCAGAUGCUCAAAUUGCUAAACUUAUCGAUAGUACUGAAUUGAAUGUAAAGAAUCUGCGAAAGCAAUUUGGCAUUUUUCCUUAUGUCAAACAAAUUGAUACAGUGGCUGCAGAAUGGCCUGCAAAAACGAAUUACUUAUAUUUAACUUAUAAUGGAAAUGAACACGACAUCGACUUUUAUGAAAAUACUGAUAGUGUUAUUGUUCUCGGUUCUGGCGUAUACCGAAUUGGUUCUUCUGUUGAAUUUGAUGCUUGUUCCGUAGGAUGUAUAGAAGAAUUAAAGCGAAUGGGUCGUCAAACUAUUAUGAUUAAUUGCAAUCCAGAAACAGUUUCAACAGAUUAUGACAAAUGCGAUCGGCUUUAUUUUGAGGAAAUUUCGUUGGAAGUUGUUUCACAAAUUUAUGAGUAUGAACGACCGAGUGGAAUUAUUCUUGCUUUUGGCGGGCAAGCUGCGAACAAUAUUGCCCUUUCACUGGAUUCUAACUUGACUGGAUUAAAUUUUCGUGUUUUUGGCACUGCUCCUAAAUUUAUUGAUGAAGCUGAAGAUCGUUUUAAAUUUAGCAGAGCAUUGGAUGAACUAAAGAAUGCAAAAAACACUUCGGAUGCCGAAUCAUUUUGUAACUCUGUUGGUUUUCCAUGCUUAAUUCGGCCAAGCUAUGUUUUAUCUGGAGCUGCGAUGAACGUCGCACAUUGUGUUGAAGAUUUACAUCAAUUUUUGAAUGUGGCACACAGCGUAGCUGAUGAGCGAACUGUUGUUGUAAGCAAGUUUAUUGAAAAUGCUAAAGAAAUCGAUGUCGAUGUGGUUUGUCUAAAUGGGAAAGUUUUGUGUAUGGCAAUAUCUGAACAUGUUGAGAAUGCUGGUAUUCAUUCUGGAGAUGCAACUUUAGUCACUCCUCCACAAGAUUUGAAUGAGGAGACAAGGAUUUCAAUUAAUAAAAUUGUUAGAAGCAUCGCUAGGCGUUUUAUGGCUGUUGGGCCAUUUAAUCUUCAACUGAUUGCUAAAGACAAUAAACUUUUUGUUAUUGAAUGCAAUUUACGUUUUCCAUUCAUUUCUAAAACACUUGAUUUUGAUUUUGUUGGUCUCGCAACUAGGGCGAUGAUGUUUUCUGGCGAACCAAAGGAUUUUACUUUUAAACCUCCACCAAAACCAAAUAAAGUUGGAGUAAAGGUCCCACAAUUUUCUUUUACUCGUCUUUCUGGCGCAGAUGUUGUUAUGGGUGUUGAAAUGCUUUCUACUGGCGAGGUUGCUUGCUUUGGACUUAAUCGUCAAGAGGCUUACCUUAAAGGACUUCUUUCAACUGGUUUUCAGUUACCUACUAGGGCAAUUUUCUUGUCGAUCGGCGGACCUUUUGCUAAAGAUGAAAUGCUGCCAAGUGUCAAAAUUUUAUCCAAACUCGGAUAUGUUCUUUAUGGGAGUAAAGGAACAGCUUAUUAUUACUCUUGUAAAGGCAUUCCAGUAAGAAUAUUUUUAAUUCUUUUAAAUUUUUGUAUUAAGAUAAAACAACUUGAGUGGCCCUUUGAUGAUAUAACGUCGGGAGAAGAUUGCAAUGAUUUAUCAACCUCAAAAAUGUCUACUGUCAAUACAACAAUAACUGACUAUGUUGCAAAAAAGAAUAUUGAUCUUAUGAUAAAUUUGCCAAUUCGUGGAUCUGGAACUUAUCGCGCUCUCAGUAGACUGAAUAUAUCCCCUUAUAAUACAAAAAUGCCACCAGUGAAUCUUCAUAUAGAUUCAAUUUCUAAUGAAUGCUUGGUUCGAAUGCCGGGAUUGAUCGAUGUUCACGUUCAUAUGCGUGAACCAGGAGGAGAACACAAGGAAACCUGGGAGAGUGGAACUCGUGCAGCUAUAUCUGGUGGUGUUACUAUGGUGCUUGCAAUGCCAAAUACGAGUCCGCCGUUAAUCGACGAUGUGUCUUUCAAUUUAAUCGACAAACUCGCCUCAACCAAAGCUUUUUGUGAUUAUGCUCUUUAUAUGGGUGCAACUAUGGAUAAUGUUAAAGAUGGUUCUGUCAUAGGCCAAAAAUGUGCUGGUUUAAAAAUGUACUUGAAUCAAACAUUUGCUGCCCUUCAAUUACCAAAAAUGGAUCAAUGGAUGAAACAUAUGAAAAAUUUCCCAUCAAAUCGUCCAAUUGUAGUUCAUGCUGAAGGACAAACGUUGGCUGCUGUUUUAUAUUGUGCUAAAUUAUGUGAAAGAGCCUUGCAUAUUUGUCAUGUUUCUACCUCUGAAGAAAUUAACUUGAUUAGAUUAGCCAAAAUUGAAGGACAACCCGUUACAUGUGAAGUUUGCCCGCAUCACUUAUUUUUAACAGCAGAUCAAUUACCAGAAGGAGUUCAAGAAGUUCGUCCUCGCUUGGCCAUAAGUGUUGCUGAUUGUGAAGCAUUAUGGGAAAAUUUGGAAUUCAUUGAUUGUUUUUCUACUGAUCAUGCUCCACAUACUUGGGAUGAGAAAUGUUCUGCAAAUCCACCACCAGGAUUUCCUGGCAUUGAAUACAUGCUUCCUCUGUUACUUCAAGCAGUUAAGGAUGGAAAACUUACUGAGAAACAGUUAAUUGAUCGUCUUUAUACAAAUCCACGUCGUAUAUUUGGACUGCCUGAACAACCUAAUACUUACAUUGAAGUUGAUAAGAGUGAAAUAUGGAGGAUACCUAAGGAAGGAGGCUUUUCAAAAGCUGGUUGGACCCCAUUCGCGGGUAGAGAAGUUUGUGGUCGUGUUAAAACUGUGGUUAUACGUGGUGUUACUGUUUAUGUUGAUGGACAAUUCCUCGUUUCUCCAGGAUUCGGUACAAAUGUUCGUCUUGCUUCUAAUGAUAAUGAAGAUGGAUCAGUUUUACCAACAUCUGGUUUAAUAACAAUCUUAUUUUUUUAA
This is a messenger RNA of Meloidogyne enterolobii, 3966 nucleotides long. Lineage: Eukaryota; Metazoa; Nematoda; Chromadorea; Rhabditida; Meloidogynidae. The record is from the annotation of a GenBank genome assembly.